This is a messenger RNA of Durio zibethinus, 3913 nucleotides long. RefSeq lists its product as uncharacterized. The record is from RefSeq and is a predicted model, not a curated record. Lineage: Eukaryota; Viridiplantae; Streptophyta; Magnoliopsida; Malvales; Malvaceae. Gene Ontology annotation, biological process: protein import into nucleus. Gene Ontology annotation, molecular function: small GTPase binding. Gene Ontology annotation, cellular component: cytosol; nuclear envelope.
AGUUUCACUAGCCAACGAAACAGAUCUUUUCGUUUGACUAUUAUAUCAUCGUGUGAUCUGACGGCCUAGAUGCACAAUAAAGCAGUAGACCAUUUCACAUCAUAGAGUAAUUCUCAGGUUUUCUUUCUUUUAUAUUUUUCUUACUGCGAGUAGAAGAGAGAAAGAAAGAGCUGCCAAAAGACGACCAACACCAUCUAAAUCACAGUCUCUUCGUCGCUCCACAUUUCCUCGCCUGUACGAAUAUCCCUAUAUCAUUUCAGCCUUCCCCAUCAUCAAAUAGAAAAGCUCAAAAACUACUCCGUCAAAAACCUCAACAUCCAUCAUCCAUGUGAUGUGAAAGCCUCCCUCGCCGCUCUCAUAAAGCCCGCGAUUCACUGAUCCAACUCGCUAACUCGGCUCAGCUUUUUUUUGUAGUUAAAGAUAAGAGGAAUAUUUUAGGAGAUACCGAUGGCUCUUUCGGCUUCUGAUUUGCCUACCGUAUACUCGUUGCUCGCCAACUCAAUGAGCCAAGACGAAACCAUCCGCAAACCGGCCGAGGCGGCUCUCUCUCAAUUCGAAAGCAGGCCUGGUUUCUGCUCUUGCCUCAUGGAAGUGAUUGCAGCGAAAGAUUUAGCGUCUCAAGUGGAUAUUCGACUGAUGGCCUCUGUAUAUUUCAAAAACAGUAUUAACCGGUAUUGGAGGAAGAGACGCGAUUCCUCGGGAAUAAGCGGCGAAGAGAAACUACAUUUAAAACAAAGAUUGUUAUCGCACUUGAGAGAAGAGAAUUAUCAGACAGCUCAAAUGCUGGCAGUGCUCAUUUCCAAAAUUGCUCGCUUUGAUUAUCCCCGGGAAUGGCCAGAGCUGUUUUCUUUUCUCGUACAGCAGCUUCAAUCAGCCGAUGUUCUUACCUCCCACAGGGUUUUUAUGAUUCUCUUUAGAACUUUGAAGGAAUUGUCCACAAAACGUCUUACUGCUGACCAAAGGAAUUUUGCAGAGAUAUCAUCCCAUUUAUUUGAAUAUUGCUGGCGUCUUUGGCAGAGUGAUGUACAAACAAUUUUACAUGGUUUUUCUACAAUCUCUCAGAGCUAUAAUUCAAAUGUCGUGGAGUGGCAUCAUGAUGACCUUUAUCUAACAUGUGAGAGAUGGUUAUUUUGUCUAAAGAUAAUAUGUCAAUUAGUGAUUUCAGGGUUUCAAAGUGAUGCAAAAUGUAUUCAGGAGAUAAGACCAGUCAAAGAGGUUUCUCCUGUGCUCUUGAAUGCUGCUCAAUCAUUUCUUCCAUACUAUAUAUCUUUUCAGAAUGGACAUCCUAAAUUUUGGGACUUUAUAAAGAGGGCAUGUACUAAAUUGAUGAAGGUUCUAGUUGCAAUUCAACAAAGGCAUCCUUAUUCAUUUGGUGAUAAAUGUGUGCUUCAACCUGUUCUCAAUUUCUCUUUAAAUAAGAUUACAGAUCCUGAGCCAGAUAUAUUAUCCUUUGAGCAAUUCCUGAUUAAGUGUAUGGUAAUGGCAAAAAGUGUAUUUGAAUGUAAAGAAUAUAAACCAAGUGUUACUGGACGGGUUAUGGAUGAGAAUGGUGUCACACUAGAGCAGAAGAAGAAAAACAUUUCUAAUGCAGUUGUUGGUGUUUUGACUUCCCUUUUGCCUAAUGAACGGAUAGUACUUUUAUGCAACGUAUUAAUAAGGAGGUAUUUUGUUCUAACUGCAAGUGAUUUGGAAGAAUGGUAUGAGAACCCUGAGGCUUUUCAUCAUGAGCAGGAUAUGGUUCAGUGGACAGAGAAACUGAGGCCUUGUGCGGAGGCUUUAUAUAUUGUAUUGUUUGAAAACCACAGUCAACUGCUAGCUCCAAUUGUGGUGUCCAUCCUUCAAGAGGCGAUGAAUGGUUGCCCAACUUCGGUGACUGAAAUUACUCCAGGGUUACUUCUUAAGGAUGCUGCCUAUGGUGCUGCUGCAUAUGUAUAUUAUGAGCUCUCAAAUUACCUGAGCUUCAGAGAUUGGUUUAAUGGUGCUUUAUCCCUUGAACUUUCUAAUGAUCAUCCAAAUAUGCGUAUCAUCCACCGGAAAGUUGCACUGAUAUUGGGGCAAUGGGUUUCUGAGAUUAAGAACGACACAAAAAGAGCUGUAUACUGUGCAUUAAUACGGUUGUUACAGGACAAAGACUUGUCUGUGAGACUGGCAGCCUGCCGAUCAUUGUGUUUACAUAUUGAAGAUGCAAACUUUUCAGAGAAAGAUUUUUCUGAUCUACUUCCUGUUUGUUGGGAUUCAUGUUUUAAAUUGGUCAAAGAAGUUCAAGAGUUUGAUUCAAAGGUCCAGGUUUUAAAUUUGAUUUCUGUUCUUCUUGGCCAUGUCAAUGAAGUCAUCCCAUAUGCAAACAACUUAAUGCAUUUUUUCCAGAUGGUUUGGGAAGAAUCUUCUGGUGAAAGCCUUCUACAGAUCCAGCUUCUUAUUGCUUUGCAGAACUUUGUUGUUGCACUUGGAUAUCAGUCACCUAGUUGCUACGGCAUACUCCUGCCCAUUCUUCAGAAGGGGAUUGAUGUAAAUGGCCCAGAUGAACUCAAUCUUCUGGAAGAUAGCAUGCUGUUGUGGGAAGCUACACUUUCUCAUGCACCUGCAAUGGUGCAACAAUUAUUAGCAUAUUUCCCAUGUCUAGUGGAAAUCUUGGAAAGAAAUUUCGACCAGUUGCAGGUUGCUGUUGAUAUUGCUGAAGAUUACAUUAUUUUGGGUGGAAGGGAAUUUCUUAGCAUGCAUGCUUCCAAUGUGGCUAAACUUCUAGAUCUCAUUGUUGGAAAUGUCAAUGACAGAGGGCUGCUUUCAACACUUCCUGUCAUUGAGAUUCUAGUACAGUGUUUUCCCAUGGAAGUGCCACCACUAAUCAGCAGUACUUUACAAAAACUAGUUGUUAUUUGCUUGAGUGGAGGAGAUGAUGGUGAUCCUUCAAAGACAGCUGUUAAAGCAUCUUCAGCUGCUAUCCUAGCGAGGAUUUUGGUGAUGAAUACCAACUAUCUUGCUCAACUAACAUCAGAACCUUCUCUUUCAUCAUUACUGCAGCAGACUGGUGCAGCUGUUGAAGAUAAUAUUCUUCUUUGCCUGGUUGAUAUAUGGCUUGACAAGGUAGACAAUGUAUCCUCACCCCAGAAGAAAACAUUUGGCCUAGCGCUUUCCAUAAUUUUGACUUUAAGGCUGCCUCAAGUUCUGGACAAACUUGAUCAGAUAUUAAGUGUCUGCACUACUGUAAUUUUGGGAGGGACUGAUGACUUAACUGAAGAAGAGUCAAGUGGUGAUAACAUGAACUCAAGCAGGUCUCAUGAUGAGGAUUCACUUCCCAGUAAGGAGUUAAGGAGAAGACAGAUUAAAUUCUCAGACCCUAUCAACCAGUUGUCAUUGGAAAACUCAGUGAGAGACAAUCUUCAAACUUGUGCUGCCAUUCAUGGCGAGUCAUUUAAUUCUGCCAUUGGUAGGAUGCAUCCUGCAGCUUUUGAACAAUUGAAGCAGGCGCUGAAGAUACCAUAGGGCAGCUCUGAUGUUCUUUUUAUCAACUGAGGUCUUUUCUUUUUUCUGGGCGAUUAUUUCUACUUUUCCAAAGAUUGAGAAAACAUUUAGGUGACAUUCAUGCUUUUUCUUGAGAUGGGUUUGGUGGUUUCUACAUUCUUUGUAUUUUUCUGCUAUGGCUGCUUGGGUGGGGUGUUGAUUUGUUCAUAUGUUAAUUUUUGCCGUAUAAGAAACUUUUUGAAUAGCUUGCUGUGGUCCUUGCCUGCUGCCUGGGUAUUUUAAAGCAACACGAGGGUCAGGGCGUUGAGUUUAUGGGAUGUCAUUUACUCUACACGCGAGUGGAAUGAAAAUUUUAUGCGGAAAAAGAAAGGUUAAAUUCUUGAGAGAUUUCUUACUUCAUGAAGGAUAUACAUAUACCCAACGUCUUUCCAGUUUUUUGGGCCUCAAUAAU